AGACUCCCAACCGCAAUGGCCAGAACCAAGCAGACCGCUCGUAAGUCCACCGGUGGCAAAGCCCCCAGGAAGCAGCUCGCCACCAAGGCAGCCCGUAAGAGCGCCCCGGCCACCGGCGGUGUGAAGAAGCCCCAUCGUUACAGGCCCGGGACCGUGGCCCUGAGAGAGAUCCGUAGGUACCAGAAAUCUACCGAGCUGCUUAUCCGCAAACUGCCCUUCCAGCGCCUGGUGAGGGAGAUCGCUCAGGACUUCAAGACCGACCUGCGCUUCCAGAGCUCCGCCGUCAUGGCUCUUCAGGAGGCCAGCGAGGCUUACCUGGUCGGUCUGUUCGAGGACACCAACCUCAGCUUAGUCAUGUCUGGUCGAGGAAAAGGAGGAAAAGGACUCGGAAAAGGAGGCGCCAAGCGUCACCGUAAAGUUCUCCGUGAUAACAUCCAGGGCAUCACCAAGCCCGCUAUCCGCCGUCUUGCCCGUCGUGGCGGUGUGAAGCGUAUCUCCGGUCUGAUCUACGAGGAGACCCGCGGUGUCCUCAAGGUGUUCCUGGAGAACGUGAUCCGUGAUGCCGUCACCUACACCGAGCACGCCAAGAGGAAGACCGUCACCGCCAUGGAUGUUGUCUACGCUCUGAAGAGGCAGGGACGCACCCUGUACGGCUUCGGCGGUUAAACCAUCUUCUCCCACCCUCAACCCAAAGGCUCUUUUAAGAGCCACAC
Gadus morhua (Atlantic cod) is the source of this 713-nucleotide messenger RNA. RefSeq names its product histone H3-like. Gene Ontology annotation, cellular component: nucleosome. Gene Ontology annotation, molecular function: DNA binding; protein heterodimerization activity; structural constituent of chromatin. The coding region runs from base 16 to 666 and encodes 216 amino acids. The record is from RefSeq and is a predicted model, not a curated record. NCBI's taxonomy places the organism in Eukaryota, Metazoa, Chordata, Actinopteri, Gadiformes, Gadidae. The transcript has 2 exons.